Messenger RNA from Nematolebias whitei (Rio pearlfish), 2454 nucleotides. Its product is annotated as extracellular calcium-sensing receptor-like. The record is from RefSeq and is a predicted model, not a curated record. NCBI's taxonomy places the organism in Eukaryota, Metazoa, Chordata, Actinopteri, Cyprinodontiformes, Rivulidae. Gene Ontology annotation, molecular function: G protein-coupled receptor activity. Gene Ontology annotation, biological process: G protein-coupled receptor signaling pathway. Gene Ontology annotation, cellular component: membrane. Bases 16 to 2454 code for a protein of 812 amino acids. The transcript has 8 exons.
UUACCUGCAUUUCUAAUGGAUGGUGAUUUUCUUAUUGGAGGUGUUUUUUCUUUACAUUACAAAUUGAAUACAGUGAUUUAUAAUUAUAUCACCAAGCCUGAACCUUGGAAAUGCACAGGAAGUCUAAUAGCCCGAGAACUACGUUUUACUCGCACAAUGAUGUUUGCUAUCGAAGAGAUAAACAACAGCACAGAGCUGCUGCCAGGCAUCAAACUUGGAUAUCAGAUCUAUGACUCAUGCGCUUCAGUUCCCAUGGUUGUGCAUUUGGCAUUUAGGCUAUCAAACGGCCAGGAUCCAGUGUUUUACAAUGGGAGUAAUUGUUCCCAAUCUGGACUGAUGUUGGCAAUUGUUGGAGACUCUACAUCCUCAUCAUCAAUUAGCAUAUCCCGCAUCAUUGGGCUUUUUGACAUUCCUCUGGUGAGUCACUUUGCCACCUGUGCCUGCAUGUCAGAUAAACAGCAGUACCCAACUUUCUUCAGAACAAUUCCCAGUGAUCAGUUUCAAGCUGAUGCUCUGGUCAAGCUGGUGAAACACUUUGGCUGGACUUGGAUAGGUGCUGUCCGCUCAGACUCAGAAUAUGGAAAUUAUGGCAUGGGGUCUUUUCUUGAUGCAGCACAGAAAGAGGGGAUCUGCGUGGAGUACUCUGAAGCUUUUGUUUGGAGCGACCCUCCGAGCAAGAUUCAAAGAUUGGCUGAUGUUAUUCGCAGAUCAACAGCAAUGGUUGUUGUGACAUUUAUAGCAUCUGCAGAUGUGAGGGUCCUGUUAGAGGAGCUGGCUCGUGAGCCUCCACCACUUCGUCAGUGGAUAGGAAGUGAGGGCUGGAUCACUGACCCUUACUUGAUGAGAUUCAGUUUAUGUGCAGGGGCCAUUGGAGUGGCCAUUCAGCAAUCCGUCAUCCCAGGGCUGAGAAACUUUCUGCUUGAUCUCUCUCCCACUGACGUAGCUGCCUCCUCUGUGCUUACAGAGUUCUGGGAGGAUGCAUUCAACUGCAGCCUGACAAAAAAUGCUGAUCCAAAGAAAAAAGUGUGUGAUGGAAGGGAAGAUAUUAAAACACUCAAAAGCCCAUACACUGACAUAUCCCAGUUAAGAAUUACUAACAUGGUGUAUAAGGCUGUUUAUGCAAUAGCUCAUGCCAUUCACAAUGCUGUGUGUCAGGAAACAAAUUCUACAAUUCAGUGUUUUAAAAACAUCAAAUUAAAGUCAAAAAAGGUUUUAUCUGAACUGAAAAAAGUAAAAUUUUCCAAAAAUGGUUAUCCUGUAUCAUUUGAUGCUAAUGGGGAUCCUGUAGCAUUUUAUGAGCUAGUCAACUGGCAGAAAAGUGAGAGUGGAGUUAUUGAGCUUGUUACAGUUGGAUACUAUGAUGCAUCACUGCCAAAAGGUCAGGAGUUUCAGAUCAACCGGAACAUAACCUGGAUGCAUGGUGGCUCACAAGUACCUGUGUCAGUGUGUACUCAAAAAUGUGCUGCAGGAACUCAUAAAGUGUUACAAAAAGGAAAACCCAUCUGCUGCUAUGAUUGUAUACCAUGUCCUGAAGGAGAGAUCAGUAAUACAACAGAUUUGUCUGACUGCUUGUCGUGUCCCAAUGAAUUCUGGCCUAAUGCAGAAAGAGAUUCAUGUUUCCUUAAACCUGUAGAGUUUCUGUCCUUUGAUGAAGUUCUGGCAACCAUCCUGGCUGGAUUAUCUAUUUUUGGAGCCUGUCUGGCCAUCAUAACAGCAGUUAUUUUCUUUCGACACAGAACAACUCCAAUUGUCAGAGCCAACAACUCUGAGCUGAGCUUCCUGCUGCUCUUCUCUCUGACUCUGUGUUUUUUAUGUUCAUUAACUUUCAUUGGAGCUCCCUCUGAGUGGUCCUGCAUGCUGCGGCACACAGCUUUUGGGAUCACCUUUGUUCUCUGUAUCUCCUGUGUUCUUGGAAAAACUGUAGUGGUUUUAAUGGCCUUCAAAGCUACACUUCCAGGUAGUAAUGCAAUGAAAUGGUUUGGGCUUCCACAACAGAGAAUGACUGUUCUGUUUCUUACAUUCAUUCAAAUUAUAAUAUGUAUUGUUUGGUUGAUACUCAGCCCUCCAUUCCCAGUGAAAAAUCUGACUACAUACAAGGAGAAGAUCAUCCUGGAAUGUGCAUUAGGCUCUGCUGUUGGCUUCUGGGCUGUGCUCGGAUACAUUGGCCUGCUGGCUGUUUUUUGCUUUGUGUUAGCUGUUCUAGCUCGAAAACUACCUGAUAAUUUUAAUGAAGCCAAGCUGAUAACCUUCAGCAUGCUGAUCUUCUGUGCAGUGUGGAUCACCUUCAUCCCAGCAUAUGUCAGCUCUCCUGGAAAGUUUACUGUGGCUGUGGAGAUAUUUGCCAUUCUGGCCUCCAGUUUUGGACUGAUACUGUGUAUAUUUGCUCCAAAGUGUUUCAUCAUAAUGUGUCAACCAGAAAAGAACUCUAAGAAAUAUUUGAUGAACAAAAAAUAG